This is a messenger RNA of Nerophis lumbriciformis (worm pipefish), 1332 nucleotides long. The record is from RefSeq and is a predicted model, not a curated record. Lineage: Eukaryota; Metazoa; Chordata; Actinopteri; Syngnathiformes; Syngnathidae.
AUGUCUGUAGCGGGUGUCGGCGAGUGUCCGGGGAAGGCCGGUCAAUACCGAGUGGAUCACCUCCUCAGCGCCGUGCAAAGUGAGCUGCAGGCCGGCAGCGAGAAGGGCGACCCCACGGAGAGGGAAUUGAAACUCUCUUUGGAUGACAGCGAACUUUGGGGCAAAUUUAAGGAUCUGACGAACGAGAUGAUAGUGACAAAAAACGGCAGGCGUAUGUUUCCCGUGAUGAAAGUCAACGUAUCCGGAUUGGACCCGAACGCCAUGUAUUCUUUCUUGCUCGACUUUGUAUCUGCGGACAACCACAGGUGGAAGUACGUGAGUGGGGAGUGGGUCCCAGGGGGGAAGCCUGAACCACAAACCCCCAGCUGUGUCUACAUCCACCCGGAUUCACCAAACUUCGGCGCGCACUGGAUGAAAGCCCCUGUUUCUUUUUGCAAAGUCAAACUCACCAAUAAACUUAACGGGGGAGGUCAGAUCAUGUUAAACUCCUUACACAAGUACGAGCCACGCAUUCACAUUGUGCGCGUUGGAGGCCCACGCAGGAUGGUCACCAGCCAUUCUUUCCCAGAAACACAAUUCAUUGCUGUGACAGCCUACCAAAAUGAAGAGAUAACUGCUUUGAAAAUAAAGCACAACCCUUUUGCCAAGGCCUUCUUGGAUGCAAAGGAAAGAUGUGAUGACAAAGACAUCAAAGAUGAAACAACUGAUCACCAGCAGUCAACGUAUUCUCCAUUAGGUGGUUGGUUUCUCCCCGGGUCGGCCUCUCUCUGCCCUCCUGCAACUGCAAGUUCUCACAGUCAAAUUGGAAGCCCAAUUUCCCUCUCGCCAUCCCACGGCUGUGAGCGCUACUCAACAUUAAGGACCCACCGUUCGAUACCCUACAGCACAUCUUCUUACAGUCAUCGGACUAACUCGCCCACAAGUUACACAGAUAACUCCUCGGCGUGUCUACCAAUGCUGUCAAGUCAAGACAACUGGUGCGGUCUGCAGAUGCCAACAAACUCCGGCAUGAUGUCCAUGACACACAAUCCAACUUCCGUUACCAACUCCAGUCAGUACACCAGUCUGUGGUCUAUGAGCAAUGCACCGCUGACCCCAGUUACCCCGGUCUCCCACCACUCCGGCGGGAUGAACAACACCAACCUGAACUCCCAGUUUCUGCGAGGCUCCAGCACUCACUAUCCCAACCUGGUUCACUCGGUGCCAGCGCCCUCCUCUGGCUCCCCCAUGUACGACAGCAGCAGUACAGAGGGGCACGACUCAGCUCAGUAUGAAGCUGCUCUGCAGCGACAUUCUCCAGCCUGGACUCCUGUCACGCUCCCCUCCAUGUGA